Messenger RNA from Lactuca sativa (garden lettuce), 774 nucleotides. The record is from RefSeq and is a predicted model, not a curated record. NCBI's taxonomy places the organism in Eukaryota, Viridiplantae, Streptophyta, Magnoliopsida, Asterales, Asteraceae.
AUGAGCGAAGCAAAUAGUGUGAAGAAUCCAAUUAUCCCAGGUACCAAAAUUAUGAAACUAGCAGCAGGGAAAGGUGUUGAGAGCACCAAAUAUAUGAGUCUUAUAAGCAGUCUCAUGUAUUUAACUGUGACACGUCCAGAUUUGAUGUAUGUAGUCAGCUUGCUAGCAAGAUUUAUGGAAAAGCCCAAGGAGGAACACAUGGCAGUGGCAAAACAAGUCUUGAGGUAUAUAAAGGGUACUAUGAAUUAUGGGCUACACUAUGGGAAGGAUCAAAGUCAGAAAUUAAAAGUUUUUACUGACAUCAAUUAUGCACGUGAUCUAGAGAACCGAAAAAGCACCUCUGGAUAUGUAUGUUUAUUCAGUGGAGCUGCAAUAUGUUGGAGUUCUAGAAAACAAGAAGUUGUCACUUUAUCAUCAACAGAAGCAGAAUAUGUUGCAGCUACAACAUGCACAUGUCAUUGUGUAUGGUUGAAAGGUAUCCUUGAAGAAGUUGAAGAAAACACAGGUACUGUGGAGGUUAUGUGUGACAACUGUUCAACUAUAAAGCUAUCAAAGAAUCCAAUAAUGCAUAGGAGAACAAAGUAUAUAGAUGUUCGUUUUCACUAUAUCAGGGAAUUAGUGAACAAAGACAUUAUACGACUAAAUUUUUGUGGCACCAAGGAGCAGCUAGCAGACAUGAUGACCAAGCCAUUGAGUUUAGCUGCGUUUGAAUUCAUCAGAGAAGAAAUUGGAGUGAAAGAUCUUAAACAAGAAGCUCAACGCUUACCUGUUUAA